Messenger RNA from Lasiosphaeria miniovina, 573 nucleotides. RefSeq names its product retrieval of early ER protein Rer1. The transcript is spliced from 4 exons. Gene Ontology annotation, biological process: protein retention in ER lumen; retrograde vesicle-mediated transport, Golgi to endoplasmic reticulum. NCBI's taxonomy places the organism in Eukaryota, Fungi, Ascomycota, Sordariomycetes, Sordariales, Lasiosphaeriaceae. Bases 1 to 573 code for a protein of 190 amino acids. The record is from RefSeq and is a predicted model, not a curated record. Gene Ontology annotation, cellular component: Golgi membrane.
AUGGAGUCCACAGAGGAGCCGUCUACGCCUUUCAGCACUUUUACCGCCCAGUCAAACAAGCUCCAAAGGCAAUACCAAGCGCUACUUGACAAGUCGACGCCGUUUGUCCUGUACCGGUGGGCUGGCACGGCUGUCGGCCUGUUCAUCUUUUUCAUCCGCGUGUUUAUCGCACAAGGGUGGUACAUCGUCGCCUAUGCCCUCGGCAUCUACCUGCUCAACCUGUUCCUGGCCUUCCUGCAGCCCAAGUUCGACCCGUCCAAUGAGGCCAUCGACAACGACAUGGAGGACGGCGCGGUCGGCUCGCUCCCGACCAAGCAGGACGAGGAGUUCCGGCCCUUCAUCCGCCGGCUGCCCGAGUUCAAGUUCUGGCACUCGGCCACGCGCGCCGUCGCCAUCUCGUUUGUGUGCGCCUGGUUUGAGAUCUUCAACGUGCCCGUCUUCUGGCCCGUCCUGGUCAUGUACUGGAUCAUGUUAUUUGUCCUGACGAUGCGAAAGCAAAUUCAGCACAUGAUCAAGUACCGCUACGUCCCCUUCACAAUGGGCAAGGCGCGCUACAACAAGAACAGCUCGUGA